Messenger RNA from Stegodyphus dumicola, 1084 nucleotides. Its product is annotated as calcium and integrin-binding protein 1-like. Gene Ontology annotation, molecular function: magnesium ion binding; calcium ion binding. The record is from RefSeq and is a predicted model, not a curated record. Lineage: Eukaryota; Metazoa; Arthropoda; Arachnida; Araneae; Eresidae.
GAACAUCUUUCUCAAACAGUAAAACAUCUGACCAAACACAGGAUUCACGCGGCUUCGCAGCGGUAUUUCACCACCCCGUUAGUUAGACGAAACGAAUUAUUCGCAUAUAGCUGUCAUGCCUCGUUAUCUCUGCUGUCAGUUUACGGACAGAGAUACCAUGCAGAAAUGCAAUCUGUAAAAGUGACGGAAAUGCUUUCAAUUUAGCUCCUGGCGUCUGUAAAGAGAAGAUAGCGUUAUCUUGGAAUACCAGUACCACGGCAAUUAUAACGGCAAACAUGUAAAUACUGCAAUAGAAAGCCAGAUUGGAGUUACUACGUACGUAACUGUGACACGUUGUUAGUUUUCUGGAUCAUUCCUCAUAACGAAAAGAGAAAUUAUCGGUUACAGUUACAGAUUACUGUGCAAGAAGCUGUAUCUCAUACAGUGAGCAGUUCCAAAUCUAUUGGCCGGAAUCAGCUCAUAAUCUAAGUUAACCGUUGAACCUGUUUUUGAUCUGGAAAAGAACUAUAUGCGUUCUGUUUUGGGAAAUUUAAAGAAUAAAAUAUAAAUGGGCAGCUCAAGCAGUCAACUGACAAAAGCUGAAUUAGAAGAUUAUAAGGAUCUUACUUAUCUUACAGAAAGAGAAAUUCAGUACGCCUUCAGAAGAUUCAAGAACUUGUAUCCGCGUGUGUUAAAUAAAGACAAAUAUGCCAGGAUAUCUGUUGAUUUAAUAAAAAGGAUGCCAGAAUUCCAGAAUAAUCCCUUCACUCCUCGAAUCUGUGAUAUAUUUUCAUCCGAAAGAGACGGACACUGGUCUUUUGAAGACUUCUUGGAUAUGGUAUCCGUUUUCAGCCCAAAUGCACCAGCUGAUAAGAAAGCAGAAUACGCAUUUAACAUCUACGAUUUUGACCAAGAUGGCUACUUAUCAAAAGAAGAUUUAGAGACGUUAAUAUGCUACCUAACAGCAGGUCAACACCUGGAACGGCACGAAAUAGAAGAAAUAAUCGAAAAAACAAUGGAAGAAGCGGAUAUCGAUAAAGAUGGAAUGCUAUCACCUGGAGAAUUUAAACACGUUUUGAUGAAAUGCCCUGAUUUUGGAAGGUAG